Rhipicephalus microplus (southern cattle tick) is the source of this 994-nucleotide messenger RNA. Its product is annotated as isatin hydrolase. The record is from RefSeq and is a predicted model, not a curated record. Gene Ontology annotation, molecular function: arylformamidase activity. NCBI's taxonomy places the organism in Eukaryota, Metazoa, Arthropoda, Arachnida, Ixodida, Ixodidae.
UCUGCACCGACCUUUGUCGCUGUGUGAUCCGGUGCACAGCUAUUAGCUGACCUUACGAAAAAGACGGUUGCAUUUCAAUCUUUUCCCUGAAGCCGAAAAGAAUACCGUAGCGCGCGUAUUUCUGUUCCAAAAGGAGACACCUUGCGUUUUCCGGAUGUGGUUAAAAGUGACGACAUGGUUAGUCUGGGCUUUCUGCUCCUUAAGAAGCCAAGAUCAAGCAUGGGCGCUCUUGGGAGUGACACCACAGGCCCUAAUCAAAAGCUACAAGAUUGUGGACUUGUCUCACCACUUCAACAAUGAGACAAUAUACUGGGACGAUAACGGCAUCUACAAUUUGAACGUGACAGUUUACAACACCACUAGAGCUGGAUGGCUUCAGACGGAUGUGGUCGAGGAUCCCAUACACGGUGGUACACAUUUCGACGCCCCGUUACACUUCAACAAGGAUGGCUGGGACGUUUCUCAAGUACCGCUCGAGAUGUUGCUGUUCGUGCCGGUGGCCCGUGUGGACGUGCGACACAAGGUAGCGUCGGAUCCGGCAUACCUUCUUACUGUGGACGAUAUUCUCGACUGGGAGAAAGAGCAUGCACGUCUACCCGACGGGUGCCUGUUUAUCGCCCACACUGGACAAUCUAAGUACUGGCCCAACCGUACGGCGUAUUUGGGCAUCCAGGCCGACGGCGAAAGGCGUUUCCCGGCAUUGACAGGAGAUGCCGCAUCGUUCUUGGCCACCCAGCGCAGCGUCAACGGCGUAGGUCUGGAUACGGCAUCCGUGGACGCGUCUGGCUACGAUGCGCACAGGGCUAUCCUGAAUGCGAACAUGUUCAUCCUCGAGAAUCUGGUUAACUUGGAAAAACUACCCAUACUGGGGUCGUACGCAGUUGUCCUUCCACUUAUGCUGGAUGGUGGCAGCGGAUCGCCCGUUCGCGUCGUAGCCAUUGUGCCACGAAGGAAAAUCUAUAUAUACCACUCUGAAGACAAUCACACAAAUUAA